Molecule: messenger RNA, 3389 nt
Organism: Thalassophryne amazonica
Lineage: Eukaryota; Metazoa; Chordata; Actinopteri; Batrachoidiformes; Batrachoididae
Gene: gabbr1a
Product: gamma-aminobutyric acid (GABA) B receptor, 1a
Exons: 24
Coding region: 214-3204 (996 amino acids)
Biological process (GO): gamma-aminobutyric acid signaling pathway; G protein-coupled receptor signaling pathway
Cellular component (GO): G protein-coupled receptor heterodimeric complex; membrane
Molecular function (GO): G protein-coupled GABA receptor activity
Source: RefSeq, a predicted model, not a curated record
UUUUUUUUAAGUGUUGUCAUUUCUUGUCGCGCGUAAACCGCAGUGGGGGAAGCCGCGUUUUUAUGCACGGAGCUGCGUGCACAUUUCCAGCCAUAUAAUUACAGCCAUACACAUCACCGCAAAGAUGCACAUUUUGACCAAAUAAUCUGACAGCGGGCUUUCCCAGAAAGGUCCCACCCGGAGGACGAGCACAUCGGAACUCAAAAUCCAGAGAUGGCACGGCUGUUGUUGCUGAUAAUCCUCUGUACACUUCCAUCUGUUGUUGUGCCUAUACGUAACUCAUCAACUGAAGGCUGUGCCAUCAUCCGGCCUCCUAGAGAUGGAGGGAUCCGCUACAGAGGCCUGACACAAGAGCAGAUCCGCAGUGUGCAGAUUUUGCCAGUGGAUUAUGAGAUCGAGUACAUCUGCAGAGGAAACAGAGUGAUUGUGGGGCCCAAAGUCAGAAAGUGCUUACUCAACGGCACGUGGACAGACAUGACGCAGCCCAGCAGAUGUAUGCUGGUGUGUCCUCGGGUGUGGACUUCCCUGGAGAACGGACGGGUGACGUCAAAACCUCCAGGGCUGCCAUUGGAGGGGGUAGUGCUCCAUUACACCUGCAACGCCGGAUUUAAACUGGAAGGCAGAAACAUCAGCCACUGUACAAAGUUGGGCAAGUGGGACUCGCCGAAACCCACGUGCCUCUAUGACAGAACUUACAAAGGCAAGAAGAAGCUGUACAUCGGAGCUCUGUUCCCCAUGAGCGGAGGCUGGCCCGGCGGACAGGCGUGCUUGCCGUCCGCUCAGAUGGCUCUGGACCUGGUGAACAACAGGAGCGACAUCCUGCCCGACUACGAGCUGGAGCUGAUCUACUACGACAGCAUGUGUGACCCGGGCGAAGCUACCAAGUUACUGUAUGACCUUCUCUACAAUGAGCCCAUCAAGAUCGUCCUGAUGCCUGGCUGCAGCGGCGUCUCCACACUUGUGGCCGAAGCUGCUCGUAUGUGGAACCUCAUAGUGUUGUCAUAUGGCUCCAGCUCACCAGCGCUGUCCAACCGUCAACGUUUUCCCACCUUCUUCCGCACGCAUCCAUCAGCCACCCUGCACAACCCAACCAGGGUGCAACUUUUCCUAAAGUGGAAGUGGACCCGCAUUGCCACCAUCCAGCAGACGACUGAAGUGUUCACCUCAACUCUGGAUGAUCUGGAGCAGAGGGUGAAGGAGGCAGGCAUCGAGAUCAGCGUUCGCCAGAGCUUCCUCACCGACCCAGCUGUCGCUGUCAAGAAUCUCAAGCGCCAGGAUGCACGCAUCAUCGUAGGCCUCUUUUAUGAGACUGAAGCCAGGAAGGUGUUUUGUGAGGUGUUCAAGGAGAAGCUCUAUGGGAAGAAGUAUGUGUGGUUUCUGAUUGGCUGGUAUGCAGACAACUGGUUCAAGAUCAAAGAUCCGGCUAUUAACUGUACAGCGGAGAACAUGACGGAGGCCGUGGAGGGUCACGUCACCACUGAGAUCGUCAUGCUGAAUCCUGAGACCGUCCGCGGCGUCUCAAACUUGACCUCACAGGAGUUUUUGACUACACUCAUGUCUCGUCUGGGUGGGAAGAACCCCGAAGAGACCGGCGGGUUUCAAGAGGCUCCUCUGGCCUAUGAUGCAGUGUGGGCUCUGGCACUUGCCCUUAAUAAGACUGUGGGUCCACUAAAGGCCAAAGGCAGACGCCUGGAGGAAUUUAACUACAACAACCAUGACAUCACCUCUGAGAUCUACAGGGCGCUCAACACAAGCUUGUUCGAAGGUGUUUCGGGCCAGGUAGUGUUUGAUGCCCAGGGUUCCAGGAUGGCCAUGACGCUGAUCGAACAACUCCAAGGCGGCAGCUAUAAGAAGAUUGGUUACUAUGACAGCUCCCAGAAAAAUCUCUCCUGGUUUGGCAAUGACAUUUGGAUAGGCGCUGGACCUCCGGCUGACCGGACAGUGGUUAUCGAAGAAUACAGGUUUUUGUCUCAAAAGCUGUUUGCAUCUGUGUCUGUCUUCGCUGGCUUUGGGAUCCUGCUUGGAAUCGUCUGUCUGACCUUCAACAUCUACAACAACAAUGUCCGCUACAUCCAGAACUCUCAGCCGUAUCUGAACAACAUGACAGCAGUGGGCUGCAUGAUGGCUCUGGCUGCAGUGUUCCCUCUGGGGAUUGAUGGCCACCAUGUCCACAGAUCCCAGUUUCCUGUUGUGUGCCAGUUCCGCCUGUGGCUGCUCGGCCUGGGCUUCAGCCUGGCAUAUGGCAGCAUGUUCACCAAGAUCUGGUGGGUCCACACCCUCUUUACAAAGAAGGAUGAGAAGAAGGAGAAGAAGAAGCAAUUGGAGCCGUGGAAACUCUACGCAACAGUGGGAGUGCUGCUGGCUAUCGACUUCUUGUCACUCAUGAUCUGGCAGAUUGUGGAUCCUCUGCACAUCACAGUGGAGAAGUUCACUAAGGAAGCCCCUAAAGAAGAUUUGGAUGUCCUGAUUCAGCCCUUGCUGGAGCACUGCAACUCAGAGAAGAUGAACACAUGGCUGGGUGUGGUUUAUGGCUACAAGGGUCUGUUGUUGCUUCUGGGCAUAUUUCUGGCUUAUGAGACCAAGUCUGUCUCCACAGAAAAGAUCAAUGACCAUCGCGCCGUGGGGAUGGCUAUUUACAACGUUGCUGUGCUAUGCCUGAUCACGGCUCCAGUCACGAUGAUCCUGUCGUCACAGCAGGACGCCUCUUUUGCUUUUGCCUCUCUGGCAGUCGUCUUCUCUGCCUACAUCACGCUGGUGGUGCUUUUUGUACCCAAGAUGCGGCGUCUGAUCACCCGCGGUGAGUGGCAGUCGGAGCAGCAGGACACUCUGAAGACAGGCUCAUCCACCAACAACAACGACGAGGAGAAGUCCAGGCAGCUGGAGAGAGAGAACCGGGAGCUGCAGAAGAUCAUCCAGGAGAAAGAGGAGAGGGUGUCAGCACUCCGCAACCAGCUGGCUGAGCGCCAGGCUUUGCGUAGCCGCCGUCGCCCCUCAGUGGGCCAGAAUCAGAACCACAACGCACAGCCCCCAUCAUCCCAACCGGAUCCGAAAUCCUUGCUUCCUCCACCCGGCUACCCCAACCCCACCACUGACAAUCACUCCAUUCCGGCCUCCUUCUCCAACACCUCCAACCUCUACCCGGCAGACAGCAAGGUGAGCCGCAACCACUGCCACAACAGCCAGAUCCCUCUGCUGUAUAAGUAGGUGAGGCACGGGGCGGCGGAACGGUGGUGAUGGGAGGGGUCAGCGGUACAGUGCACACAAAAAACAAGGAGAAACACUGUGACUUUGAGCACAGCGGUGAAGUGACACUGUUUCAAAGCACAACUAGUACACAGCAGGACUUUACACUUGGCAGCUUUGUGGCGAGUCACCCACUUAACACCAGU